Molecule: messenger RNA, 2463 nt
Organism: Vidua macroura (Pin-tailed whydah)
Lineage: Eukaryota; Metazoa; Chordata; Aves; Passeriformes; Viduidae
Gene: EDN2
Product: endothelin 2
Exons: 5
Coding region: 39-566 (175 amino acids)
Biological process (GO): vein smooth muscle contraction; regulation of systemic arterial blood pressure by endothelin; regulation of vasoconstriction
Cellular component (GO): extracellular region
Molecular function (GO): hormone activity; endothelin B receptor binding
Source: RefSeq, a predicted model, not a curated record
AGGAGAAGCCCCAAAGCCGCCAGCGCAGAGCCGCGGUCAUGGGCAGCCACUCCGCCGUGCUGCUGGCGCUCGCCCUCUGCGCCCUGCUGGAAGCCGGUCUGGGCCAUCCCCCGCCCGAGUCGCACCUGGCCGCGCGGCCGAGGAGCAAGCGAUGUUCCUGCAACAGCUGGCUGGAUAAGGAAUGCAUCUACUUCUGUCACCUGGACAUCAUCUGGGUCAACACACCUGGGCACACCGCUCCCUACGGCUUGGGCAGCCCGCCAAGGCGGCGCAAGAGGUCCGCGGGCAGGUGCGAGUGCUCGCACUCCAGGGACAGCAUCUGUGCCACCUUCUGCCAGGGCAGGCCUGGGUACCUCCAGAGUCUGAAGCUCCCCGUGAGCUCUGGAGCAUCAGCGAAGUCUCUGCAGAGCGGUGCCACGAGGCCUCCCCAUCAUGGGCUGCUGAGAGCUCUCAGGGACCUCAGGGUCUCCAGCCCACGCUCCGGCAAACGACAGCAGCGCUCCCGGCGGGACACACAGCCACCAGCUCUGCCUUGGGAAAAAAACAUCUGGAAGAAGAAGAGAUAAGAGACAGGUGCACACCAAGCUCACCAGAAGAAUUUGGAGUCCCGUGGGUGCCACCAGCUCUGCUGUCGGUUGUUAGAGCUGAAGGGAAGGCCGUGAGUGGAAGGGAAGGAAGUGGAAGUCUCCGUGUUCCUGCUGCAUGAACCAGCGCUCAAGGGACUGCUGCAAAGGGAAAAACUGUCUCUCCAUCCAGCCAGAGAAGUGUCCUGGAGCUGAAUUGUGCCCUUUUGGAUCAGGCAAGGGUCGUGCUGGAGCAGCACUGGCCGGACUGUGCCCUGGAGCCCUCGGCAGGGGCUCAGCCCACGCACGGCGGGGGUGAAUCACAGCCAGGGGCUCUGGGCAGGGCUGGACCAGGCAGCACCGAGCCCAACACUGCCCUGGGCUGCUCUGCCUGGAGCUGUCUGAGCCUGGGCCCAUCCAGAGGGGUUUGGCUGCUCACUGUAGUCAGGGAUGAGCUGUCUCCAGCCCAAGCCCACCUUUGCACUAUUUUCUCUUGUCAGUCAGUGCCCAUGGACGAGGCUCCCGUGGUGGAACAGCUCCCAGUUUGUAUUAAAGUUUAUUUCAUCAUCUUCUGGAGCCAGCUGAGCAGUCAGGGCACUCACUGGCUGAGAAAUCUCUGGGGUGGAUUCCCACUGAGGCCCUGGCUGUGGUUGAGGUGCAGGAUCAGUUACCCCAGGGAUGGCACCAAACCCAGGUGGGGCUGGGCUUAGGAGCCCCCAGCCCCCACAGCCAGGGGAGGGUGAGCAGAGCCCUGGGGUGGGUCAGCGACCCCAUCUCAUCUCCUUGGACAUACCCUCAGUGAGGACUUCCAGCUCCUGAACAUCCCAACCUUCUCCCAGCUCUGCCCGGAGGGAAGGGCUGGGGCAGGGGGAGGGGUGGUGGGCAGAGGGCACGCAAAGCCUGGCUUGCUGCCUGGCUUAGGUCAGCUCUGAGACGGGCUCUGGACAGUGAAUGAGCAGUCAGGGCUAGCAGGCCACCGUGGGAAGGGCAGUGCAGCAGGUGAGGGGCAGCCAGGUAGGAGUGAUGAGGAGGGAAGGAACAGGGGCUGGAACUGGCUGAUCUCUAAGGUCCCUUCCAACCCAAACCCCUGUGAUUCUGUAAGGGAGCACAGCCCUGCCUGAGCUUAGGCUCAGGCUUAAACCCAGAUCUGCUGGCCCAGGGGAGAGAAGGAAAAGUUUGGGAAAAACACUGAGCCCAGAGCCUAGAAACCAACCUUGAAAGAAAGAAACCAACCUUGCAGGCAAAGGCAGCCCCAGGGCUCCGGAGCUGUGUCACAAAUGCACUUUUGUUUGCCUGGGCAGGCUGAGCUCUGCGGGAAGCCAGGGCUGUCACCUGGGCAGGGCAGGUAAAGAGCUGCUCUCCACUGCUGGGUCCCUCUGCUGCCCACGCCAGGAUUGCACAGGAGCUUUGGAAAGGCUGCUUGAAGUUGGUGGUGGACCAAAAUCUGAGUCUGUGGCUGUUGCAAGUGUAGUCCCGGUGGACAAGAAAAAGAAUUCCUUGAUUUUGCCUUAAGCCCCAGAGAGGGGAAAAAUAAGACCAAUUGAUUGUAUUGUGGAUGAAACAGCAGAUUAAUCAUUUGGUCCCCAAAGCUGCAGAGAAUGUUUUAAUCUUUGACCUUCUGAAGGUUGGAGUCACUCUAAAAAACCAAAAGAAGAAAAUCCUGACAGGGUUUGUUCCAGAGGAAAUUUUGCACAUGGUUUAAUGUGAGUAAUUUAAAAUAGAACUACUUCUGUAAAGUACUCUGUCAAUGUCCUCGUGUGUGUAAUGUCCCAUCCUUAAGUGACUUACUGCACACCUGCCAUAUGUAGCAUCCUGAAAUCUGUAUAUUUAUUUAAAUCUAUUGAUUUUUUUUAGACAGUAAUGUUCAAGAUAUAAUUUGUAAUAAAUAAUGACAACAGUC